This is a messenger RNA of Capsella rubella, 2280 nucleotides long. Its product is annotated as L-ascorbate oxidase. Gene Ontology annotation, molecular function: oxidoreductase activity; copper ion binding. The record is from RefSeq and is a predicted model, not a curated record. Gene Ontology annotation, cellular component: extracellular region. The coding region runs from base 443 to 2173 and encodes 576 amino acids. The transcript is spliced from 5 exons. Lineage: Eukaryota; Viridiplantae; Streptophyta; Magnoliopsida; Brassicales; Brassicaceae.
AUGUUAAUCAAUUUUCUAUUGUAGUUAUUCAAAUUCGAGAUGUUUUUUUUGGGUAUGUAUACAUGUUUUUUUUAUAAAGGAGUAGCCAAGUCAAAGCGUUAACAUAUUAUUCAUAGUGACUUAAUGCAGCAAUGAGCUAAGGCAAUAGUUUAGACUUUAAAGGUAGGAGGAACUUGUAAAUAUUGUAAGAGAAAAAGAGAUUUCAUAUGAAGGUUCCGAUUUGACGUUUCGAAAAGUAAAACGCGUUUUUAAAAGGCAAAAUGUUUAUCUGUAAACACAUGACCUGCAGUGACCUUUUAUUAUAUAUAGAUGAUAAUUAUAUAUGUAAACACAUGAUCACACACAAAGAAUCUCGAUCGUUGCUCCAUCAAUAAAACGUUCCACCGAAAUAACAGUUUCUUUAGCUUCUUUGAUUCUCGGAUAGACAUACCAAAAAACACUGAUGAGACCGAAAUCAGACACAGUUCAUGUCUUCAACCUUACGUUCCUCUGUUUCAUUGCCCUGUUUUUUUCUUCCGCCCUCGGUCAGGGAAAGAUUCGGCGAUUCAAAUGGGAAGUGAAGUACGAGUUCAAGUCACCGGAUUGUGUCCAGAAGCUAGUAAUCACAAUCAAUGGUAAGUUUCCAGGUCCCACCAUUAAAGCUCAACAAGGUGACACUAUUGUUGUUGAGCUCAAGAACAGUUUCAUGACUGAAAACGUCGCUGUCCAUUGGCAUGGAAUCCGACAGAUUGGGACUCCAUGGUUCGACGGUGUAGAAGGUGUUACUCAGUGUCCAAUUCUUCCUGGAGAAGUCUUCACUUACCAAUUUGUCGUUGAUAGGCCUGGUACAUACAUGUAUCAUUCACACUAUGGGAUGCAGAGAGAAUCUGGAUUAAUCGGAAUGAUUCGAGUUUCUCCUCCGGUCACAGAGCCCGAACCGUUUUCGUACGACUAUGACCGCAACGUUUUGUUAACCGAUUGGUAUCACAAAAGCAUGUUGGAGAGCGCCACCGGUUUAGCAUCUAGACCCUUCAAGUGGGUUGGUGAGCCAGAGUCGCUUCUAAUACAAGGAAGAGGAAGAUUCAACUGCUCAAACGACCCAGGCUUACUCUCUAGAGCCUGUAACGCCUCAAACGCUGAUUGUUCCCGUUUUGUCCUUACGGUAAUCCCCGGGAAGACAUACCGGCUUCGACUCGGUAGUUUAACUGCUCUAUCAGCCCUCAAUUUCCAAAUCGAGGGGCAUAACUUGACGGUGGUUGAAACUGAUGGACACUACGUAGAACCAUUUACGGUGAAGAAUCUCUUCAUAUACUCCGGCGAAACUUAUUCCGUACUUAUCAAGGCUGAUCAAAACCCUAGUCGAAACUAUUGGAUCACCACAAGCAUAGUCAGCCGUCCGGCGAACACUUCACAAGCAACCGCGGUGCUCAACUACUACCCAAACCACCCACGACGGCGUCCUCCCACGCCGGAAUCCUCAAAUCUCCAGCCGAAAUGGAACGACACGCGCCCCCGCCUUGCACAAAGCCUAGCGAUCAAGGCGCGUCGAGGAUUCGUUCACACGCCGCCUGAGAACUCUGACAGAGUCAUCGUACUUCUCAAUACACAAAACGAAGUCAACGGAUACAGACGUUGGUCGGUCAACAACGUUUCCUACCUCCACCCUAAAACGCCGUACCUAAUCGCGUUAAAGCAGAACCUCACUGACGCGUUCGACUGGGGUUUCACACCGCCGGAGAAUUACGAUUCUGGUAACUACGACAUAUUCGCGACACCUCAAAACGUUAACGCGAAAACGAGCGACGGGAUCUACCGGUUGAGAUUCAAUACAACGGUGGACGUGAUAUUACAAAACGCGAAUACAAUGAACGCAAAGAACAGCGAAACGCACCCGUGGCAUUUACACGGUCACGAUUUUUGGGUGGUUGGGCAGGGAGAAGGGAAGUUCAACGAGUCGGAGGAUCCGAAAAGGUAUAACCGGGUCGACCCGAUAAUGAAAAACACGGUAGCGGUACACCCGUUUGGAUGGACGGCGUUGCGUUUCAGAGCGGAUAAUCCAGGCGUUUGGUCGUUUCACUGCCACAUUGAGUCGCAUUUUUUCAUGGGAAUGGGGAUUGUGUUCGAGUCUGGGAUCGAUAGAGUUUCUUCUAAUUUACCUUCUUCGAUAAUGGGAUGCGGUCAGACAAAACGGUGAUUUGUAUAUAUAGUUCAUAUACAACACAUUCAUUGUUUAAUCAUUGAACAUUUGAUUUGAUGUAUAGAUAGAUUUUGGAAAGAAAGAUAUAAACACUUUUGAUAUAA